AUAAUGUCUAAGAAUUUCUAAAAAAAAAAAAUCAUAAAAUUAAACCAUGAAAGAAAGAAAAAGAAACAGAAAUGCAGCUCACAUAUUAAGCAGACAUUGAAGUUUAUUUUGUAUUCACAAUAUAAGGCGAAAAAUCUAAAGAAAGUGAACUUUCCGAUUUUACAAACCAUGUGGAAUUAUGGAUGAGAGAUAGUGUAGUGUAUAUUAUGGAAUUUUUGUCAAUUUCCUAAAAAUGAUUAAAUUUACGAAAAAAAACGCUCUAAAGUCCUGUAUGUAACGUAUGAUCCAUAACUUUUGCAAGAACUUCACGUCGAACGAACAAAGUAAUUUUUGCGUACAUCCACGAAGGAAUGAAUAUGAAUGGACGUACCGUUCAAAUGGUGCACAAGCUAUCGAUUGAAAAGAAUGAGAGAGACCAAACUGCUGGUACAGCACAACAAUACAAAGUCUGGAAACCAGCGAGUAAAAGCAUCAGCAAGAUAUUGAAAAUUGAUCACUAUGGAUCCUGCAAAUAUACCAGAGAGCGGGGAGAGUAAAAUCAACGAGGCACGAAGUGAAGAUAUUAAUGAUGAAAUAAUUGUUGAAGAACUUAAGAAUUAUUGCGUAGAUCGAUCGCGUUCGGCAGAAGAUAUAGAAAUAUUUCUUGAUAAUUAUGAAAAAUCACCAAACGAACAGCAAUGUCUACAACAAGAGCACAAACAAUUGGCUAUUCCCACAGAUCAGUGUCUAUCUAGCGAUCAUGACCUCGCUGCCGGAUAUGAAACUUUGCUAGGCGUAACCAAUCAUGUGGAAACUUUAAUAGAAGAAAUUCAAGAGCAGGCAAUGAAAAAUAAGCAUCUAAACGAUCUGCAAAGAAGAUAUGAGGAUUUAUUUAAUCAAAAGAUUGCCUUACAUGUGGAAAGAGAUAUUAAAUGUAAUGAAGAACAAAAUCUUAAAACAAAUACUGCGAACGAUGAAGUUGGAAAUUUUCAGGCUUAUCCAAAAAAAAAUGUUGAAAAAAUAGAAGAGAAUGAUGAUAAGUGUUUAAAACCAGGGGAAACUGGGUUCGAAGAACAACGCAACCUAUUAAAAGUACAGGUUGAAGAAGAAGUAAAACAUAAAAUACUCGAGUUGGAUGAAAACCAUUGUGAAUUAGAAUCGAAAUAUAAUGAAGAGAAGAAAAUUUUGGAACAAGAAAGUACAAAACAAUUCAGUGACAUAUCAUUUAGUGAAGAUGAUGAGAAUUUGUAUUCACAGAGAAGCGAGCUUAGGCGUCAACUUAACGAAGAAGGCAACCAAGAAUUUGAAGAGAGCAACUUAUUUAAAGUAUUCUGCUUAGUGGCGCAGGAACGAGAUGAAUUAAAACAGAAACUUUCUGAUUCAAGUACAGAAAAUGAUUUAAUGACACAAGAUCUAGAAAAAAAAUUAAGUGAGGCAACUGAAGAAUUCCGCUUAGUGGUGCAGGAGAGAAAUGAAUUAGACGAGAAACUCUCUGAUUUAAGCGAAGAAAAUGAUUUAAAGGCACAUGAUCUGGAAACAAAGUUAAGCAAGAUCACUGAAGAACUCCGCUUAGUGGCGCAGGAACGAGAUGAAUUAAAAGAGAAACUUUGUGAUUUAAGCGUAGAAAAUGAAAACCUGCAAGAUCGUAACAAUUACCUAAAUUGUAGGCAACAAAAUGAAGAGACUUUAUUAAGAAAUAAAAUUAAGCGACUUAAUGAUAAUUUGCAAGAAGUACGGUCUAAGGUUAAUCAAAACGUCAGGGAAUUGGAACAGUAUAGGAAUAUGAAAGAAAAUGAGGUGAAGAAUUUAAAACAAAAUAUUGAAAAUCUCUCUGCAAAUAUGAUUGCGUUAGGUACACAUGAUCUGGAAGCAAAGCUCAGUAAGACAACUGAAGAAUUCCGCCUAGUGGCGCAAGAAAGAGAUGUAUUAAAACAAAAACUUUGCGAUUUAAGUGCAAAAAAUGAUUUAAAGGUACGUGACCUAGAAGCAAAGUUAAGUGCGACAGCUGAAGAAUUUCGCUUAGUGGCGCAGAAGAGAGAUGAAUUGAAACAGAAACUGUGGGAUUUAAGUGAAGAAAAUGAUUUAAAAGCACAUGAACUGCAAGCAAAGUUAAGUGAGGCAACUGACAAAUUCCGCCUAAUGGAGCAAGAAAGGGAUGAAUUGAAACAGAAACUUUGUGAUUUAAGUGAAGAAAAUGAUUUAAAGGUACAUGACCUAGAAGCAAAGUUAAGUGCGACAGCUGAAGAAUUUCGCUUAGUGGCGCAGAAGAGGGAUGAAUUGAAACAGAAACUUUGUGAUUUAAGUGAAGAAAAUGAAAAGCUGCGCGAUCGUAACAUUUAUCUAAAUGGAUAUAAUUGUAGGCAACAAAAUCAAGAGACUUUAUUAAGAAAUAAAAUUUGUCUAAUUAGUGACAAUUUACAACAGGUACAGUCUAAGCUUGACGAAAACAUCAAGGAAUUAGAACAGUAUAGGAAUUUGAAAGAAAGUGAGGUGAAGAGUUUAAAGCAAAAUAUUGCAAAUCUCUCUGCAAAUAUGAUUACAUUAGGUGUAGAGAAGGGAAGCUUGCAAUCACAGAAAAGUGAAUUGAAAGAUCAGUUAAGUGAUAUUAUCAUAAAAUUUAAUUUCAUGAGUGAAGAGUGCCAGAAAUUGGAAGAUUACAAGUGUAAACAGGACAAAGAGCAAGGUGUGUUAAAAGAACAAAUUCAAAACCUACGUGAAGAAAAAGAAAAGCUACGUGAAUAUCCGUGUCAGCUUGAAAAUCUAAAUCGUCAACAUUCUACACUGAAAGAAAAACUUAGGGAAUUAGAAGAAAAAUCUCUAGAAGAGGCGAGCAUGUUAAAGGAACGGUUUAAAUCUCUUCAGCAAGAAAAAUAUGCCAUAGAGAAGAAGUUCUUUAAACGUUUACAAAAUGAACAGGAUAGAUAUCGGAAACAAUUAAAACUUUGCAACCAAAGAUACUGCUAUCAAAUGAUGAAAGCUGAAAGAUCUAUCGCGGCUGCAAUGCAAUUUAUCAAAAUGCACUCAACGACAGCGGAAUGGAGUGCUCCGGUCACUGAGAUAAUUAAGUUUUUGGAAGCAAGAGCAAUGCAAAUAGUUAAACCCGAGGAUUUAAUUAAUAUGCAAACUGAUAGAGAUUUUAAUGUCCAUUUACAACGUUUGGAAGUAAAAUGCAAUGAAUUGAAAACUAUAUGUCAUCUACAUUACGAAGGAAGAAAAGAGAAAGGCAGAAAGAAAAAUUUAAUAAAAAACGAGAUAUCCGAUUACGAUUCAGGCGAUCAAAAUGUAUCAAAGGCGGAUCAAAUACGAUCAUUAAAGGAACAAUGUAAGGCUUUGAAUAAGGAGUUGAAAUUUGUCAAAACAAAAUAUCAAAUUACCAGAGUUGCAAUGCAAAAUGCCCAUUAAAAACUUUUG
This is a messenger RNA of Glossina fuscipes, 3390 nucleotides long. RefSeq names its product golgin subfamily A member 6-like protein 1. The coding region runs from base 499 to 3381 and encodes 960 amino acids. The transcript has 4 exons. The record is from RefSeq and is a predicted model, not a curated record. Lineage: Eukaryota; Metazoa; Arthropoda; Insecta; Diptera; Glossinidae.